AUGGCUUCGGAAGACACUCAUGAGCAGAUCACAGAGUGUCUCAUGGACAUUCUUGACACCGUCACGCCCGUGAAAGCUAUCAGAACUGAUGUAAUCACACGAGUUGUUGUAGAUGACGCAGGAAACGUGUUGCUCAUCCCGCCCAACACUGGUACGAUCGCUGUGGAGUUCCUGGCCCAGGCCCAGGAGGUGACCCGCGCGAACACAUCGAGCGAGCCUACCUCAAUCGAGUCGAACAGGGAUGACUUUGAUGACACCGGAAGUCAGGGCUCUAGUUCGACCACCAACAGCCAUAAUCAAGGACUGCAGUACUCCCUCCGCGCUCGGACCGCCCUCCAGAUAAGAGCCGGGGACACUGAUCCCAUUCUCUAUUUCUCGGAGGCAGCGAUUUCCCAGCUGCCAGUCUAUCAGAUGCGCGGCUUGGCCCACCUGGAACGCACGAAGAUUGUUGCCGUUGACUGGGGCUGUUUUGCAACUGGCGGUCAGCUAGUUGACACCCUCAUGCUCCUGUACACAGUGUUUCGCAGGCUCAAGAAGCUCAUUCUUGUCGUCCCACAGCAUAAUUUUUGGGGUUCUCUCAAGCAAGGAGUACUGAUACAGGCUCCAGGCGGCAACCGCCGCGCUGAUGACUCCCCCUACAGGCGUUCUCAGCUCACCCAAGCCCAGACCUGCAACGUCGCCUUCUACGAAGAAGGUGCCAGUGACAUCAAGUCUUUCAACGUCGGUAUCAGGCGCGCCACGGUGCUCGGCGACGAGAAAGCUCUCGCUAUCCUCCCGACCAAGACCCAAGUCCUGCAAUUCGGGGACAGACUCAUCCCCUGGACUGAGAUUGGCAACAGAAUCAUCCGGAUUCUUAGAAGCCCAGAGUUCUGGAUAUUCACUGGAAUUUCCUAUGCGAUGGAACAGCUUCCGUUGGAGUUCAUCCCGGUGCCUCCCCAUAUCAACCUCAGAGACAUCCUGAUCACGGGCACCCAACCGGAGGAGGCAACUCGUCUCCCGAGGGUUUCACGUUUGCAGAGACAGGCGUUGCGACCCUCCCGUCGCGAAAUCUACCGUCUUGAGCACCCGGCGCGUUAG
Neoarthrinium moseri is the source of this 1077-nucleotide messenger RNA. RefSeq lists its product as uncharacterized. Bases 1 to 1077 code for a protein of 358 amino acids. The transcript has a single exon. Lineage: Eukaryota; Fungi; Ascomycota; Sordariomycetes; Amphisphaeriales; Apiosporaceae. The record is from RefSeq and is a predicted model, not a curated record.